AUGGUCUACCUCAAGUCGUCUCUCCUGGCCCUCCUGGCCCUUCCCAUCUUCGGCGCUUUUGCUGCUGAAGAGGAAGUCCCUCCUGUUGAUACCGAUGCUACCGCCCCGGUUCUGAAGGCCGACAUUGUGGCUACCUUCCCUGAUGCCGACAUCUUUGGUGUCAAGCUUGUCAAUGGCCGCCCCACCAAGGCUGUCGUCGAAUUCACAAAUCACGAGGAUGCGCCCAUCCAGAUUGCCAUGGUUGGUGGUGUUCUGUCUAGCACCAAGGAGCUGGCCGAGGAUGCCCACCCUAGCGAUUCUAUCAUCCGCAACCUGACGGCUGCCCGGUAUGACUUGACCGUUGAGGCUGGCGACAAGAAGGCCGUCCCCUAUUCCUUUGCUCUCGACAUGCAGCCCCAGGAUGUUCUCCUCCAGCUUGUUGCUGUCGUCAGCAACUCCAAGGGUGCUGUGUUCCAAGUCCAGGCAUACAACUCCACUGCCGCCAUUGUCGAGCCUCCCACUAGCAUCUUCGACCCUCAGAUUAUCUUCCUCUACCUUUUCCUGACUGGUGCCUUCGCCGGAACUCUGUACUUCGUCUACAAGACUUGGAUCGAGGCUCUGUUCCCCCAGGCUAAGAAGGCCAAGACCUCUAAGAAGGCUCGCCAGGUCAGCGUCACGGUUCCUUUGGCUGACUCCGACGCUCCUGUUGCCACUUCUACUGGCAAGGACUACGACGAGGCCUGGAUCCCUGACCACCACAUCAACCGCCCUGUCGCCAAGCGCGUCAAGAGCGGCGCCAGCGGCAAGCUCAAGGCCAAGGGUGCUGAGUAG
Colletotrichum truncatum is the source of this 810-nucleotide messenger RNA. Its product is annotated as signal sequence receptor alpha chain. Lineage: Eukaryota; Fungi; Ascomycota; Sordariomycetes; Glomerellales; Glomerellaceae. Gene Ontology annotation, cellular component: endoplasmic reticulum membrane; endoplasmic reticulum. The record is from RefSeq and is a predicted model, not a curated record.